AUGGGGAGAGGGAAAAUAGAGAUAAGGAGGAUAGACAAUUCGACGAGCAGGCAAGUGACGUUCUCGAAGCGGAGGAAUGGACUCCUGAAGAAAGCGAAAGAGUUGGCAAUCCUUUGCGACGCCGAAGUUGGAGUCAUCGUCUUCUCCAGCACCGGAAAGCUCUACGAUCUCGCAAGCUCCAGCAUGAAAUCCGUAAUCGAAAGAUACCAAAAGACUAAAGAGGAGCACAACAAUGUACUGGGGAAUCCCACUUCUGAAGUCAAGUUCUGGCAAAGAGAGGCAGCAAUGUUGAAGCAACAGCUACAGAGCUUGCAAGAAAACCACAGGCAAAUGAUGGGUGAAGAGCUUUCAGGCUUGGGUAUAAAGGAUUUACAGAAUUUAGAAACCCAAUUGGAGAUGAGCCUGAGAGGUGUUCGGAUGAAAAAGGUUCGAUGCCUAAGCACUGAUCACACUGUGACAUGAUCAGGUGUACUGCGUGUUUAGUCUGACUAACUGAUAAUUGGUAUUUUGGUCUUCCUUAGGACCAAGUCCUAGUGGACCAAGUGCAAGAAUUAAACAGAAAGGGUAACCUCAUCCACCAGGAAAAUGUGGAGCUCUAUAAGAAGGUAACCCUACUACGAAAGGAAAACGUGGAAUUACACAAAAAGGUUUACGGGGCGAGAGAAGCGAACAGAAACUCCCUGCUCAUCAAUGGCCUGACCAUCCAGGAGGAUUCAGAUGUGCCAGUACGUCUCCAGCUCAGCCAGCCACAAGACGAAGAUCGUCGUGAUCUUACACCACCAAGAACCACAAAAUUAGGGCUACAACUGCAUUAGCAAACGAAGAUGCAGCUAAUGGGAGUGAAUGCGCUAAGUUGUACGUACAGUGGCUCAUGUACUGCAAACUGAAGUCACUAGUGCCUGAUCAGCUGCUGGCCAAAGGAAAAGCCAGGAUUUUAUUUCCUAGGACAAUUGAAAAAAGAACAAUAUUUAAUUUCUUCUUCAAGCUGUAAUAAAGAGGAAUUUGGCUUAUUGCGCUGCGUAUUUAGUGCUUCUUGUCCAGUCUUUUGAAGCUGAUCAAAAGAAGCAACUACUCUUGUUUGUUUUAGGAUUAACAAAUUGGUGAGCAAUGAACAGGCAUAACAUGACCAAGCAGAUGGUUCAAGAAGCAAAGUUAUCCACCGCAAGAGAAGCAGCAACUAUGUCUGACAUUUUUGUCAACACCAAUAUGAGCAACUGAUUCCACCCCAUUCCAAUGCAGAACAAAAUCUCCUAUCACAGCAAAAA
Messenger RNA from Linum tenue, 1265 nucleotides. Lineage: Eukaryota; Viridiplantae; Streptophyta; Magnoliopsida; Malpighiales; Linaceae. The record is from the annotation of a GenBank genome assembly.